Molecule: messenger RNA, 1089 nt
Organism: Penicillium crustosum
Lineage: Eukaryota; Fungi; Ascomycota; Eurotiomycetes; Eurotiales; Aspergillaceae
Exons: 2
Coding region: 1-1089 (362 amino acids)
Biological process (GO): biosynthetic process; amino acid metabolic process
Molecular function (GO): pyridoxal phosphate binding; L-aspartate:2-oxoglutarate transaminase activity
Source: RefSeq, a predicted model, not a curated record
AUGUACGAAGGGUUCCGCCUAACAAUCCCGGGAUGUCCCAGAUCGCUAAUCAUUGAGAGCAAAAAGUACAAUCCAACCACGGGGAUCCCGUCGUUCCUGAAGCUGGCAGCGAAAUUGAUGUUCGGUGAUGCCGCGGACUUGCAGAAAAUCGCCUCUGUUCAAGCAAUUGGCGGAACAGGAGCCAAUCGAAUUGGUGCUGUGUUUCUGCAAAAGCAUUUCGCGAAUGAAGAGACUCGCGUCUACAUUGGAACACCUGGCUGGCCGAACCACCCUCCAAUUUUCACUCAUGCAGGAAUUCCACACGAAACCUAUAACUAUCUUAAUACCGGAAAUAGGGGCGUUGAUAUGGGCAGCAUUCUGAGCGCUGUCGAAACGGCACCGCCGAGAUCUAUAUUCGUUCUUCAAGGCUGCUGUCAAAACCCAAGUGGCUCUGAUUUGAAGAAGGAAGAAUGGAAAACUCUUGCAUAUGCCUUCAAGGACAAGAAGCAUCUUGCUUUCUUCGAUGUUGCAUAUCAAGGUCUUGGCACAACGGAGCCUGACGGCGGUAUGAACGAUGUUUGGGGUGUCAGGCAUUUCGUCGAGCAAAACAUAGACGUGCUGGUUUGUCAGUCUUUUUCAAAGAACAUGGGCUUAUACUCCGAAAGAACGGGCGUGCUACAUGUUGCCUGCCAUGAUAUCGGUAUUGCAGAGAGCGUCAAGGAUGCCCUGAGAGCCCUGAUUCGCUGGGAAUUUUCUUCUGCUUCUGCAUACGGGGCUAGAUUGGCAGAAACAAUUCUGGAAAACCCAGCUUUGAAAGAGGAAUGGGAAGGAGAGCUAGCUGGAGCAGCGAAGAGAUUGGUGAGCAAUCGCGAAAGGCUAUAUCAUGAGCUAUCAGUUGUGAGGAAGACCCCGGGAGAUUGGAAGUUCCUUGUGGAGGACAAAGGGUUAUUUUCUUUGACUGGGCUUUCUGAGAGCCAGGUUGAAUCGUUAAUUGAGCGACAUAUUUAUCUUCCCUGGACUGGUCGCAUCAAUGUCGCUGGUCUUAACGAGGGCAACAUGAUCAGAGUUGCCGACUCAAUAGAUAGCGUGAUUAGAAAGACCCAGGAAUAA